CGCUGAUGAGUCCACGCACUCGGAUAUUGUCGAACACGAGAACUUGGCGGCUCCCAAAGGUAAUUUUUACACGAUUGUCGCUAUAUUGACCUUUCACCUGCCAUCAGCGUUGACAUGAAAAGCAAUGAUUACAGACCUAAAUAUAUCGGACGUAGAGGUCUGUUCUUCAUCACUGUGGUCGUGGUGUGUGUGGGCUUGGGUGUUCUGUUCAGGGCGUCAUCGAACCAGCUGCUCGUAGAGGAGAUUCAGACAUCACAGAAUCUGGAAGAGUCCAUCGCAAAAAUGAAAAACAUGUCCGAUUCCCUGCUGACGUACGUCAAAGAGUGCAGCACUAUAAAGAGCGGAGACUCCAAACAGCUGAUGGAAUCGUUGAAGGAAACGUCGUUGAAAACGUUGAACGAUUUCCAGAUGAAAAUUAACGAAAUAAAAACGUACAGAGCCCCAGGUGUCGUGCAGCUUGAUGACGUGGACGACAGUGCAGCUCUAGCGUACCUCAAGGAUUUUAACGCUCGAUUUGGUGGCAACGCCCCGCUGACCGCUGACCCUGCUGACGUCACAACAAUCAAAACAUGGUGGGAGGCGGCGGCCAUGAUGGCCUCGUACAUGAACCCACCACCGAGAUACCAAUGUAAAAAUCUGGCCAAGAUUGGGAACUGGCCAGUUUGUCAGGAUGAGCCAUACGUGGUUAAAGCCCCUUGUAUUGUGUUUUCUUUUGGGAUCGAUAACGACUUCAGCUUUGAUGACGCUCUGGGCGCACUUGGCUGUAACGUCAGCUCAUUUGAUCCCAGCAUGAAAAAAGAGACCCACGUACGAAGCCCGCAAGUGACCUUCUACAACAUGGGGCUGGGGACCGUCAACACCAACGGGUUCACCCCCAACAGGGAUGCUUAUGUUCGUGAUGCUCAGACCUGGCAGAUUCGAACUCUGAAGGGUUUCACAAAACACCUGGGGCUAGAGAACCGUGUGAUAGACGUCCUGAAAUUUGACAUCGAAUCCUACGAGUGGCAAGUCUUAGAUAACAUCAUAGAGACGGACAUGUUAAAGUACGUGCGGCAUUUGUUUAUCGAGUACCACUUGUUUCCGUCUAGACCUGCUAAGGAGGACUAUGUCUUGUAUUACAAGCUGAUGAGACACAUCAGACGUCUGGGGUUCAAAGAGUACAAUUUUGAGACCUGCUGUAUACAUCUAGAGAGCAAGGAGAAGUUCAACUAUCAAAGUCACGUGAUGUACGUCAACACCAAAUUUGUGAAGAGUGACUAAG
Molecule: messenger RNA, 1261 nt
Organism: Physella acuta
Lineage: Eukaryota; Metazoa; Mollusca; Gastropoda; Physidae
Source: RefSeq, a predicted model, not a curated record